Symbiodinium sp. CCMP2592 is the source of this 645-nucleotide messenger RNA. Lineage: Eukaryota; Dinophyceae; Suessiales; Symbiodiniaceae. The record is from the annotation of a GenBank genome assembly.
AUGGCGUACAACUCUCCAAACAGAGCGGUCAUGUUCAAAGGACUGGUACUGGAUCAUGCUGGAGAUCCUCUUGCAGAUGCCCAGAUUUGGGGCGUUGGGAAGAGCUACUAUGGCCGAUCGCCCGACACAACUGACAAGGAUGGGCGCUUUGAAGCUUUGGUGGUUCAGUUUGACAGCGAGGUGGACGUGGAGGUCUCUUAUCGCAAGCCCCGGGACUCCGACAAGAAGCUGGAUGUGUUUUUCCAGGGGGGCUAUGCACCGAGGGUCUCCUCGAUGACUGUGGAGAGACUACUGGCACAGCUUCCGGGCUCCUACAAGUUGGAUGAAACGAAGGCUUAUCCAUCCUGGUGGAAGAGUGCCACGGGCGUUGGCCCAGCGUGCUCGAUUCGUUGGUCCAGUCAGCGACACCGCUGGCAUCUGAUGGUCGGCGAGCGGGUUCUCUUCGCUUUCCCUGGCGAUGAUGACGGGCAAGGAGGCUCCCCUGUGGGUGACGGCUGGCAGCCCACAAGGGACCUUGCAACGGAGAGCCUGACCGUGCUCAAAUGCCAUCGUGCGCGGAAAGUGAUCUCGGAAAAGUUUGGACCAUAUCACACUGGCCCCGCAGGCAAUUUCGUGGAUUUGGGUGAGUUCAAAACCGGAGCGUGA